AUGGGAGCUUGUACAUCAACGAAACAAAAAAGAUAUGAGAUAGUGAGGACAUUAAUGCCAUAUAAGUAAAAAAUAGAAGUAUCUGAUUAGGGUUCAUAUAAUGGCGAUAAUAUGGCCAAAGAAUUAGCAUAACUUAUUUGAUUUUGAGUCUAGUUCAUAUGCUGUGAAAGAGAUUGAGGUUGAUUUUUCAGGUAAUAUGAUGAAGAAUCUAUAAUUUUAGCUCAAUUAGCAACAGUGGAUAAGGAACUUGUGGCUUUAACUAAAAGUGAAUGGGCUCGUAACUCGAUUGAAAUAGCAAAUAUAAUAUUAAACGAAUAAUAAGCAUAAAUACACAGUAUAUCAUAAUAACAAGAUCAUAAAUUAUGGGCUGUAUUGAAAUCAGAAGCUAAUUAGUUUUAAUCAAUAGAUGUAAGAGUUUUUAUAUGUUUAAAGUAUUGGGAUUUAAAAAUAGGAGAUAUAGUAAAGUUGGGAAGAGUAAGAAUGCAAUUAUUAGAGUAUGCAUUUAUGACUCCAUGUGAUGAAGCAACUCAAUAUUAAGAUGAAUAAGAAGAAGAAAUUUAAACAAUUAGUGAUGUAGCUAGUUGUAGGAUAUGCUUUUCAAGUAAGGCAAGUGAAAUAAAUCCUUUGAUAAGUCCAUGUAAAUGUGAAGGAUCAGUAAAAUAUAUUCAUUUAGAAUGUUUAUAAAAAUGGAUUGGAAUUUAAUUAAAAAUAAAAUAAGGCGAUCAUUUUAUCUAAUAUCUUUUUAAGAGAUUAGAUUGUGAAAUCUGUAAGUUUACCUUUAGAAAUACAUAUACUUUUUAAGACAAGAGUUAUUCUGUUUUAAAAUUACCAAAACCAAAGUCAUCUUAUAUAACAUUCAAAGUUACAAAUGAUGAUAAAUCUAAAGAGGCUAUGAUUUAUGUUGUCGAAAUAGGUGAAAAAACGGAAUUGAAAAUUGUAAUUUUUAGUUUUAUAAUUUAUUUAGGGUAGAGUUCCAGAUUGUGAUAUUAAAUUAAGAGAUAUUUCAGUUUCUCGUUCUCAUGCUAUGUUGAAAUUAAUACCAACUAAUAAACAUACACUUGAUAAUCCUGAUUAUACUAUUAGAGUUUAAGAUUGUAAAAGCAAAUUUGGAACUUUGGUUUUAGCUCAAGAUGAAGAUUUAUUAAUCAUACCAGAAGAUGGAAAAUCUCCAAUCUUAUUUUAAACUGGGAGAGUCCUCUUAUAAUGUGUUUAAAAAAAAAAAUUAACUUAAAAACCAGCAUAUAAACAUCCUGAUAAUGUUGUAUUAAUUUAAAUAGAAACUAAACCAUAAUUAGAUCAAUAAGAACAAAUGUAGGAUUCAUUUGUGACUCAUGAUGAACUUACUGCUGGCGAUAUUAUCAUUAGUAAUUCUUAAAACCCAUAAAAACCUUAACCUAUUGAAGAUGUGAAGGAAGAUAGUAUCUGUGAUGAAAGAUGAUACAUAAGG
Messenger RNA from Paramecium sonneborni, 1447 nucleotides. The record is from the annotation of a GenBank genome assembly. NCBI's taxonomy places the organism in Eukaryota, Ciliophora, Oligohymenophorea, Peniculida, Parameciidae.